AAUCAGACAAUUCAGUUUUAGUUGUUAUGACUCUUUGCUCCGAUCUCAUACGGAGUCCACGUAUUGGGGCUUUGCCCGUACAAUCACCAAAAUUAUUCAAAAAACAACGAGAUCAAAUAAAGAUCAGUCACAGUGAUAAAUCUGAUGAUACAGACUCAGGAUAUAUAAGUAGAGCAACAAGUGUUGAAAAAUUGUCAACUAAAAGUACACAUGAUACAAAUUCUUCUACUUUAUCGAUUGAAUCCUUCCAGUUAUCAGUUGAUGAAGCGGAUUCAAACAAACACCAUCACUCACAACGAAGAAAUUCAUCAGGACAAAAAUUAGCUAAAUUAUUGAAUGUUUUUACACCGUGUCGUAAUCGUAUAGCUCGUCGGAGUAGAUCAUUCGGUGAUAUUAAUAAAACAAUGAAAUCUAGUCAUAAAUUUAAUUGGAAAUUUAACACUUAUUCUUCACAAUUAAAGGUUCUGCCAGUAUCUGCUCCGUUGGUCACAUCACGUACAACCCUAUCAAUUGGACGUCAAAAUGAUAUUGCCAAUGAAUCAAUGCACGAUAUUCCGUUUUCUCCAUCUUCUGUGCUAACCAAUUCAGAUAUUUCCUAUUCGUCUCAACUGGACAUUUUAAUCGCUGAACCGAGUCAUGAUAUGUACGAGUUUCGCAGGCGUUGGCCAUCAUCGUUUCUAGCCUUGGUUACUAAUUACUUAGGCUUUCUAGUAUUCACUUCAGAUGAAUUAGAUCAAAUCCGUGAGCUGUUAAUCAAAGAUGCUAAACAGUCAAACAGUCAAUACUAUCAAACUUCAUCGACAGCAACGGCACCACUGACAUCCACGUAUGGAUUGAUUACGUCAUAUAGUACAAAUGUCAAUAAUGAUAAAAUAGAUGUUGGCAGCACUAAUGCCACAAGCAAUGCAAGUGGAGUUAAAACACAGUACACACCAAGAAAAAUGCUGAACCGAUUGCGAGAACAAAAACAGAAUGCCUCGAAAGACAAUGAAAUUGACCAUUGGUAUAUGGUUGUCAAUACCGUUCUUCGAUUCUUGCUUUCCAACAAACGCUACAAACAUCGAUUUAUAUUCCGACGUCCUGGGAAUCAGUCCAACGUAAAUGAUUUAGAAAAAGCUUUAUUCCAUCAAAGGCCCUCUUCCACUUCCUCUGCGUCGUUUACUUUGUUGUCAUCCUCAGCCUCCACAUCUUCGACAAUGUCUUCUACGUCAUUUGCAAAAGUUAACUCAAAUCAACUUGACGGUAGUUAUUCAACGGAACUGAAUGACAUUGACAAGAUCCUAUUAGAACAUGAUCCUUCUGUAAUCGCUUGCUUGUUGGCUCGUGUUCUGCGUAGACAAGGAAUAGGCUUAAUCCCUAAUCCAUUACGUCGUUUAUUCAUUCAGUUGAUUAGUGGUGUCAAAGAGAAUGAAGUACACCAACGUCGUGCUAUCCGCCUACUCUUUCUUCUGUGUCCAAUACGUUUAGUUAAUCAGAUUAUUAAGCCGUUGUUUGAAUUAAUGGCUAAUGUGGCAAAUGAACCAGACUGUGAAGUAGAUGAAGCAAGUUUAGCUGUAUUAUUUUCACCGAUCUUCUUCUUGGAUCGUUCAACAACUACACCAAUUGCAUUAGCUAAUCCCCUACCAAUACGUGUACUCGAUUUGUGUGUACGACUAGCACGAGAUGAAUUGAAAUUGAAUGCAUCUGUAGCCAAAUUAUUUCAAAUUCCUGUUCUAUUUAUACAUGAUUGUAGCAAAAAUUUGAUUGCACAUCAGACAUCAGAUAGUCCUCCGUUAUGUUGUAGUCUUAAAUACUGUGUUACUAUGACGCCAAGUCCACGUUCACAAGGCAAGAAACCAAAUGAAUCAUCCUUAUCCAAAUCAGAUACUUCUACAACUAGUACAAAGUCAAACGGUCCCAGGGUAAGCCAAUCAAUAGUCAAUAUCAUUUUUUUGCUUGCCAUUAAUUUUUACUGAAUUAAGAUUGUUUUUAUACAUAUCGAUUAGAAAAAGAACUUUUGACUCCUUCAAAUACCUGAAUAAUCUAUUAUUAAAAGGAAUGUUUCUAAAGCAGCCUUUCUCACCAGCCAGUGCUUAUACGUGUCAUAUAGCCUUAUUGAAGAGAUGAACACAUUUACUGUUAACUUUGUCGGUCAUAAGCUUCAGAAGUACUUAGUGAUGAUGGCAAGUAUUAUAAUAGAGCGCAGCUACCGAAAUCAUUUUAUCUCUUCCUUUAUCGAAUAAGAGUUCGAUUACGUGGAAUAAAUGUUUUCAGAGUAUUAAUAUUUGUGAGAUAUACUCCUGAAAGACUGGAAACAAUUGUUUGAGAUUGAAUAAUAUAGAUGAGUGCUAAACACUUAAAGCAAUUGACCUUACUUCAGCAUUGAGUAAAUACUUACUCGGACCUUCGAGAGAAUAUAAAGACUUCUUCAAAGUUGUUGAUGCACGGCGGAGUGAGUAUCGUGACUGAGUGGCCUAGUGGAUAACGCUCUGGUGUUUGAAGUGAUCGGUGGGAAGAAAAUCACUCACUAGGAGGCAGGUGUAUCCAGCUGAUGAUUCCGAAAUAGGACGAAACACACGUCCUGGAUUCCACUGCCAGCCACUAUCCAUCAUUAAAAUCAAAAAGUUGUUGAUGAACCCUGUUUAUAACUGAUAAACAAGGUAGAAACCUAAGUCUAGAGUAUCCUGUCAGCUGACCUCCAACAUUGUUUAGCUUACACCACUUUUUCCUGCCCAUUCCACUUUUUGUUUUAUGUGACUAAGGGAUCUUCUUUGUGUAGUCACAGUAGUAUUACGAGUCUAUCAUUAAAUUAGGCGGUGAUGUAAUGUAGCAUAGUAGAAAAGCUUUUACAACUGAUGAAAUUUCAUUGGUUUUCACGACUAUUUUUUUAAAACAGUUUUUCUCUUUAUUCAUUUUUGUUUCCAUCUAGCUAAAUUUAACAGCUGCCUUCCUAGCUAAACGGCCAAGAACUAAUUCACCCGGUAGUAGUCAUUCAAAGGAUUGUGUCACACCAGUUGUUAAAAAUGCUUUACAUGGUCCAACAAUUGACUUCCGUGUGCGUCGAACACCUACGCAUACAGUCCUACGUAGUCAAGGUGUAAAUAAUAUGGUCCGUUCGCCUGUAUCUGCAAUCUAUACAAAUUCAGUAGGAAAGAUAUCGAAAUCAGAGAAUCGAAUGAUAUAUCUAUGAGGCGAAAAGAAUAUCCUCCCACCCCAUGCACCCAUCUGUGUUGUACAUAUCAAAAUAAUGCUCUUUGUCUACACCAGCAUCACUGAUAGUGUGAUUAUCAUCUUCCCUUCUAUAAAUAUUCAAUGAUAUGUUUUGUUUCCUGUCACCAGAACGGUUACUGGCAUACACCUAUACUAAAUGCUGGUUUAUUAAUCUUCCUAAUUUGUUAUGUUUUUGUUUUCCUUUGUUUUUUUUUCACUUGUCUUAUUGUUGCCUUCCCCCGUAUGAUUUGUUCUGCCAAUCGCUUACCUCCAAUUUCGCCAAUCCCUUGGGAGGCAACAGCACAAUGUAAUCAACUAAUAUUACUAUUUAUAUACUUAUUUUACAAGACUCAACACAACAGAGGGAGGGAGAAAGGUAGUGGGACGUUAAAUCUGUAUAUUUCCUCUUAGUCCCCUUCCGUUCAUUGUCUCCCUUUCUCUCCCCCUACACCUGUCCUAUAGUUUUUGUAAGAGUAUAGAGACUGAAGACGAAAGAAAGACAACGAACAUCAGAAGAAUUAUGUACAUUAUAUUUCUUGGUUUAUUGCUUAGGUUUACAUAUCUGUAAAUAGUCUCAGUGAUUUGUUAUAUCUACUUAUUUAUUCAACGAAUCAAUAAAAUUUAUCAGUAUUAAUCUCCUC
This is a messenger RNA of Heterobilharzia americana, 3830 nucleotides long. Lineage: Eukaryota; Metazoa; Platyhelminthes; Trematoda; Strigeidida; Schistosomatidae. The record is from the annotation of a GenBank genome assembly.